Mycena indigotica is the source of this 1281-nucleotide messenger RNA. Its product is annotated as Metacaspase pca1. The record is from RefSeq and is a predicted model, not a curated record. NCBI's taxonomy places the organism in Eukaryota, Fungi, Basidiomycota, Agaricomycetes, Agaricales, Mycenaceae. The transcript is spliced from 10 exons. Gene Ontology annotation, biological process: proteolysis. Gene Ontology annotation, molecular function: cysteine-type endopeptidase activity. Bases 1 to 1281 code for a protein of 426 amino acids.
AUGACCCCCACACGCUCUUUCCCGUUCCCUCCUGGGCUGGCCCUCCCUUCUUCGCCCGUCGUCCGCGCCAGUAGUAUCACUUCCCCCACACUACCACGCCCGCCACGCAAGCGUGCGCUACUUAUCGGCAUUCAGGCCGACCUCGGGCCCGGCUAUCCGCGCCUGAGGGCCGCGCAUUCCGACGUCCACAAGACUCGAAGUCUCUUGCUUGAUUGCUAUGGGUACGCGCCGGCGGAUAUAACCGUUCUUCUCGACGAUGGUGUGGUCGGGCACGUGCAGCCGCUUGCUGUGAACGUGCUCGCAGCUAUAGACUAUCUCGUCAAAGAUGUUCGCGCCGGCGACCGUCUUUUCUUUUACUACUCUGGUCACUCGACGCAGGAGCCGAAUGACACGCGCACAGAGGAAGAUGGGAUGGAUGAAUUUAUCGUACCGCUCGACGGGCUGGAUCAUAAGAUUAAGGAUGAUGAUCUCCAUCGUAGCCUUGUUGCGCCACUUCCUGCCGGUUCACAUCUUGUUGCCUUGCUUGAUACAUGUCAUUCGGGUUCGCUGCUUGACUUGACGCAUUUCCGCUGCAACCGCGUCUACGUUCCGUGGAGGUGGCGAAGAAAGCAUGACAGUGCGGAUGUUGGCCGCCGGUACGCCGCUGCGCGCAAUAACGCGAUGCUACCGCGCAACUCUACGGCGGCCUCUCCGGGCUCUCCCACGUCUUACGCCAAGAAAAGAAGAUCAGCGACAGAGGGAGAGGGCCAGGUAUUCCGCCUCGGCGAAAAGGUUCUAUUCUGCGACAGCCCCAGUUCUGAAUUUUGUACGGGCUGGUGCCGCGACAAGAAGCGCGGGCCGUGGGAUUACAGUGCAGGCCUCGUCCAUGCGGACGUUAUCUCGCUGGCAGCUGCGAAGGACUCCCAGCAGGCGUGGGAGGGGAAAGGGGCGGUCAGUCUGACGUCGUGUCUGGUGGACUUGUUGCGGGAAAACCAGGACGUUACGCUGGAGGAAGUCCUGCGUUCGGCGAGCUUUGCGGCAUAUAAAAUGUCUCUCGGCCGGCAUAACGACGCGCACGGACGGAGAACGUUCCUGAAGGCCUCGCAGAAGAAGCUUGCGGAUUGGUGCAAGGCACUUGAUCCGACAAAUCUCAAGUGCGCUAGGGCGUGUCGCGCAAUCCUGGCGCUUGUGCCCCUGGUUCGCGAGCAGCGCAAGCAGGGCCGCGGGGAUAUGGACUCCUUCCAGAACCCAGAGAUGGCGAGCGCCGCGCCGCUGGAUAUGCAGCGCAAGUGGGUUAUGUAG